UUGCAGAGGUCAUGUGACUCCAAAUACAAAGGGGGCCAGUCUUUCCAGCUGCAUCACACUUAUCUAACGGUGUUCAGGAGGAAGAAUUGUUUCAAAACAAACUCACACUGUUGAUAGUGUUAAGAUAAGACGAGGGGAUAAUUAACUGUGUAUUUAGUCAAAAAUCCACCCAGCUCGAACCCCCCCUGCCCUCAUCUAUUGGCUGCUGGUGGGGGGUGGAGGUUGUGGCUCGUAAACUAUGAAGCCUUGCUGGCGUGAUAUCUCAGGGGCCCACCUGUAUAAAAGGUGCCAACAGGUGCUCUCCCUCCAGAAUAAACAUCAGGCUGAUCAAGGAUGUGGAUGCUCUUCGUCUUAGGUGCCUUGCUGGGGGCGGUGGGCUCAGAGGAGACGCCCACUACUGGGAGCUCUCAGCAGCUUCAAGCCCUCCACUGCCCACCCUGCGAGAGGAUCCACUGCUCCUCCAGGAGGGUGCUGAAGCUCCGGUGUAAAGGCGGCAUCACGACGGGCGUCUGCGGCUGCUGCCCAGUGUGCGCUAGGACCGAGGGGGAGACCUGCGGAGGAACCUGGGACUAUCUGGGGAAGUGUGAUGAGGGGCUGGUGUGUGUCCAUCAGGACUCAGCAGAUGACAAACCAGAUGCAGAGCGCAGAGGGAUCUGCAAAGCGGGUGAGAUUAGAGUUUACACCCUCAAUUAAAAACAAACAGGAGGUGUGCACCGGAUGACAUCUUAUCACUGAUGAGCAUGAUGCA
Amphiprion ocellaris (clown anemonefish) is the source of this 748-nucleotide messenger RNA. RefSeq names its product IGFBP domain-containing protein. Gene Ontology annotation, cellular component: extracellular region. NCBI's taxonomy places the organism in Eukaryota, Metazoa, Chordata, Actinopteri, Pomacentridae. Bases 334 to 693 code for a protein of 119 amino acids. Gene Ontology annotation, molecular function: insulin-like growth factor binding. The transcript has a single exon. Gene Ontology annotation, biological process: regulation of cell growth; regulation of signal transduction. The record is from RefSeq and is a predicted model, not a curated record.